AGAGUUCUGUGCCGCUAUCUUAUAGAAUUUGGAGAAACUAAGUGGCUAGUGGGAGGUACUCGAACUUACUAUCCGUUACUUUCGCCUACAGACAACAAGUAAAGAAUUCGUGCUGGACAGAAAUUCGCCAAUAAUACGUGCCUGUACUAUCCGUUACUUUCGCUUACAAACUUCAAGAAGUUCAAGAAUUCGUGCUGGACAGAAAUUCGCCAGUUACUGCAAGCGUACUGAAAUUAAUAGUUGAUCCUGAAUAACAGCUAACAUUUAUUUUAUUUGGGAUCAUUGCAAUGGUGAAAAUUAUUAUUGAUUGUGGUCUGGAUUAUAAUACCAAGGACUACAGAAGAAACGUGUUGCCAAAAUUUUCCCGGUGGAGUUUCUGGGGAUGGAUGCAACAGGUUCUUCCAAAUGCGGCCCUUGCUGGUCGUAGCUAGAUUCCUCAUGGUGGACCGCGAAAUACAACUGCUCUCUUGCUGUGUGUGGAAUGACGAAAUGGAUGCACAUUACCUCUGGAUCAGCAGAAAUGCAUAGUGAUUUUGAUGAGAAAUUGCCACCGAAGAAAAUCAAGAUAAAUUACAAGAGAAAUUACCACAAUUCAGGUGAUAAUUUGAUAGAAAUGUUACCCAGUAAGGACAGUAAUAACCAGUUGGUGUUACCAACAACCCAAACAAAAAGUAAUAGUUCAACUUCAAGUAGCAAUGGGACCAACUUCAAAAAGGAUGGUAUACAGCACAUGCUUAAAUCCAAAAGACAAAAUAUAAUCAAUCUGGAACUUACAGCUGCAAAUGCUGGACUACGCGUACAUAAUAAAAAAAUAAAACGUAAACCUCGAGCUUGUGAUUCUGGGUUGGCUGCCAAACGUCUGAAAGAAUUACAAGCAAGACUUGCUGAAGAAUGGGUGAGGAAAGGAACUUCUGAAGGUCGCAAAAGUGAAGAGUCUCCAAAACGAAUACAGAAGGUAGAAAGUCGUAGUACAAGUUCUUUGGGUUUGAGUAAAUGUGGUGCUACAAAACUGUUAGAAGUACUUCCAAAAAGGGUAACACCUGAACAUAAUAUUUGUCCUAAACAAAGCUACAUGCAAACAGACAAUCUUCCUUCAAAAAAACAACAUGAAUCUUGUGAAAGAGGUGCCAGGUACGACAGUGAUGAUAAAAGGUUUCUUGACCAAAAUUUUUCUACACAGCAUCCUUACCUAAUAGCUGCAGAGGAAACACUAGAAGAUGAACUUAUGGAGUGGGAACCAAUUGAAGAUGAGAAGAUUCUGUCACAUAUUCAAGAAGUUCGUGCUCAGAUUCAGCACGACAGUGGCAUUAAUCUUGAUGACAGAGAGAACGUGGACUAUGGUAGGAACUCUAUCUUUUCUGCUGAUGGAAAGCAACAGUGGUUCAUUGUUCUUGACACAAAUAUACUGAUUUCUAGUUUGAAGUAUGUUGAAGAGCUGCGUGAUACAAAUUUUAAAGGUUUGGGGUUCCCUGUCUUGGUUAUUCCAUGGCAGGUUCUGCAAGAAUUGGACAUACUGAAGGACUGUAAAUGCAGUAAAAGUUCCGCUCUUUCUGCAAAGGCAAGAAGUGCAGUAUCAUUCCUGCAUUUCAACUUCAUGUCAGAACAUCCACGAAUCAGAGGCCAAACAGCAUCAGAUUCAGUUCCAAAUGACUUCCAAAUUGAAGUUCCAGAUGAUGCUAUUAUUCACUGCUGCCUUCUGAUAGCACAGAGGACAAAUCGUGUGAUUCUUUUAUCAAAUGACAAAAACCUAUGCAAUAAAGCUAUUGUAAAUGGAAUAAAAGCAUACAAAAGAGCAGAAAUACAACAAGAACUUGAACAAUUGAGCUCCGACUCUGUACACCAAGUUCAGAUACAGUCUUCAUCAGGAAAUGAACUACCUAAUGGAAAUAUGGAUAUACCAGAACCAAUGUAUUCAUUAUCUACUGAUAAAGCAUCUUCUAUUGCUGACUCAGUAUUUUGCAAGCUGAAGAUGCUUUUAAAAGAGCUUCUCAGCAAGGUACUGGAAAGUGAGAUGUACAAAGUGUAUGAUAUUUCAUGGAAGAUUAUUGUUGCUGUCAAACCACCGUGGACUUUAUCAGACAUAAUAGUUUGUUUGCUCAAGCACUGGAUAGCAGUUUUUAGUUUUGUUUUACCAGCAGGAAUCAAAAGUACCUUAGAAUUUCUAAAUAGGGUUUUUGGAAAUGCAACACAGAGUAAAUGUUAUGGGUAUUCUUUACACGAGGUAAGGACAGUACUACAGGCAAGCUUACGCCUUUGCAUGGGAAUAAAGCCAAGCGAGUAUCGUAACUUGGUGUCAACAUGUGUGACAAAUAUAGAGAUACUGCAAAAAUAUUGUGAAUAACAUUGUCAGCAAUAACUAUACACGGUACGGAAGGUACAUUCAAGUCUCCUGUUAAAAUUAGGCAGAGGCCAUGAAAAUUGUGGAUUGAAAAAGUGCAGGAAUUUAAUCCACAUCUUUGUGGAGCAAUGUGUGAUGUGCAUUGUUGAGUUGGUGUUUGACCUUUGAAGGGACAGUAAUUGAAGUGAGUCAGUUACAUAUAUGGUAGUUAUGUUAAACUGUCACCACAACAGGAUGCACACUAUGAAGUCUGUUUCCUACAUAGCCAAGGUUAUUAAGUACUGUGUCAUCCAGGAUCAAAAGAUCACAUAACUAACUUCGUGAUGCUGUCUGAGUAAGUGUUUGGGAAUAAAUCAUUUGUAUUUGCACAUAUUUUGAUGCACUAAGUACUGGAUAUCAAAUUGUUUUGUACUUUUUUCAGAUGUUUCAGUCCGGGCAUUAUAAAACAAUUUUAAUUACAUUAUACAUAGUGUAAGUUAUUUUACAGGGACUGAUGAUACACAUAAAAACAAUGCUAUUGAAUAGGAUAUAUUUUUUAAUACUUCGUAAUAAUAUCCUAGAUCAUACAUGAUAUAGACAGCAGCGUAACAAAUUUUCAAACCGAAUGAAGCCUAGGUAUGUAAAUAAACUGAAAUUGCUAAUGGACCCAAAUAUGAAAUUUUUUAAAAAUAUGGUUAAGAAAAAACAUUCUUAUAUAUAUCCUAUGUAUACAGUGUAGUAUAUGUAUAUGGUUUGUAAUUAGCUGCAUGUACAAAUACAGUAUUUGGCCACAGCAUGGUUGUCUUGUAUAAUGUCCCAUACAAAUCUGCUUAGCCAGAAAUUAAUGAAUACAGUAACAUUUCUAUCAACCUUUUAGCUGUACUGAAAUUUUCACUUAUUCUGUAUAUAAGACAGCAUUCAAGACUCAGUUAACCUGCUCUCUUGCUCUUACUGCAUUUGAACUCUAUUUAUUUGCUUCAUUGAAGUUACACUCGCAACUUCUAGCUGGCAGAUGUUUGUAAUGGAAAAAUAAACUCUAAUAUGGGUAAUGCCAAUUCCUUGUGAGAGGUGACUUAGAGAUCCAAAUUGCCUGGCUGAAAUGUAACGCAAUAUUCGUUAAAUUAGGGAGAAAUUAUUAAACACAAUCAACAUAUCUUGUGUGCUGAAAAUAACCACAACAGAAAACUGCCUGAUGCGGAUGAACUUUAUUAAAAAAACAUGGAAUGUGCAGUGACUGGCGUUAUCACAGUCUAAUACUUGCUGCAAUUAAUGAUGAUCAAGCAAUUACACAGCAUGUCUGAUGAAUGAUAAUUUUUUAUGUUCAAUAAUUAUAUUAACAUUUGUAAAAAUAAAAAAAAAACACUGAUCUGAUCACAUGCUUUACCCAAACAUAAAUAUUCAAAGCAUGUCUGAUGAAUGAUAAUCUUUUGUGUUUAAUAAUUACAUUAAUAUUUGUAAAAAAAAACACUGAUCUGAUCACAUGCUUUACCCAAACAUAAAUAUUCAUCA
Cryptotermes secundus is the source of this 3826-nucleotide messenger RNA. RefSeq names its product transcriptional protein SWT1 (gene Swt1). The coding region runs from base 482 to 2341 and encodes 619 amino acids. The record is from RefSeq and is a predicted model, not a curated record. Gene Ontology annotation, cellular component: nucleus. The transcript is spliced from 3 exons. Lineage: Eukaryota; Metazoa; Arthropoda; Insecta; Blattodea; Kalotermitidae.